This is a messenger RNA of Hordeum vulgare subsp. vulgare (domesticated barley), 1866 nucleotides long. RefSeq lists its product as uncharacterized. NCBI's taxonomy places the organism in Eukaryota, Viridiplantae, Streptophyta, Magnoliopsida, Poales, Poaceae. The coding region runs from base 1 to 1704 and encodes 567 amino acids. The transcript has 2 exons. The record is from RefSeq and is a predicted model, not a curated record.
AUGGCGCCUGCUACUCUGUCGACGGAGGAAGGAGCGGUCGCCAAGAACGUCGGCGAGGGGCAGGGGAGCGCUUCGGCACCGCCGGAGAGGAGGGUACGGUCCCUGCACCCGGACGUGGCGGAGCUGUUCCGUGCCCGGCGCACCAGGAAGCAGGCGGCGUCGCCGGCGCGUGCGGCCAAGGGAGGAGCGGAGGAGGAGGGGCGCGCCCGGUACAACUACGUGUUCGAGCGCGAGGAGGCGGACGAGGCGGCGCUCCCGGCGCCGCCCAGGCUGGUGUGGGCCAAGGUGAGGGGCUACCACUGGUGGCCGGCGCAGGUGUUCGACCCGGCGGACGCGUCGGCGCUGGCCCUCGGGGAGCGCCGGAGGCGCGGCGCCGCCCUGGUGGCACACUUCUGGGAUCGGACCUUCGCGUGGGAGGCCGACCCGGCGGCGCUCCGCCCGUUCCGCGAGGGGUUCCCGCGCUUCGCGGCCGUCGACCGCGCCCACGUCCCGCGCUGGGGCGCCCACAAGACCAUGUCCCCGUUCGCCUCCGCCGUGGACGCCGCGCUCGGCGAGGUCGCGCGCCGCGUCGACUUCGGCCUGUCGUGCGACUGCGCCAUCAGCCGCGGCGUCGCCAGGAGGCAGGUGGUCGACAACCCCGGCGUCCGGGAGGGCGCGCACGGGGCCGUGGUGGACACCGCCUUCGCCAGGGACGCGUUCCGCGGCGACGUGUUCCUCGAGUACCUCUCCGCGCUCGCCGUCGCGCCGCUCGCCGGGGCCGACAGGCUCGAGCUCACCGUCGCCACCGCGCAGCUCAGGUCCUUCACCCGGUGGAGGGGCACCCGAGGCCUCCCCGUGUACACGGUUUGGUACGGCAUCCGCGACACUGCGGACGGCGCCAUGGGCGGCACGCCGGCGCGCCGUGGCCGUGCCAGUGGCACUCCCAAGAGGGGACGGCCGAGGGGCGACAGCGCCGAUGGCAAGUGUAAGAUGUCAAGGUGCGUCACCUGCGGCAGGCCAAGAGAGGGUGCGGAAGACGCCUUGGAGCUGGAGAACUACGAGCCAGCCCCACAGCCCCAGUCUCACAAGACGACCACAAAGAUGGGGAAGCUCAUGCGCAGGGCCGCACGGCGGAUGUCGCUGUCGCCGGUGACCCGCAGAGCCGAUCUCGGCACUCCUCCGGCGAAUGCUGGUGCCGUCACAAGGGGCACAAGCGCUGCUGCUGCCGCCGAUCAUGCCGCUCAGCCGCACGACGUCGCAGUCACCACGGCCGCUGCCGGUCAUACCGCGCAGCCGCCGCACGACGUCGCCGCCACCACGGCUGCUCCUCCGGCGAAGACCCCACAGAGCGUCGGCCUCAACAACAAGGACGAGCAGGCACGGCUGACCGGGCUGCUGCUCAACUUCACCGGCCCGACCGCCGUCCCUCCGGCGAGCGACCUCGUCGACAUCUUCAGCCGGUUCGGGCCCGUCGUGGAGGCCAGGGCAGAGGGCUUCUCCGUCGCCGUGGUGGUCUUCGAGAGCAGCCUGGACGCCGCGGCGGCGUUCGCGGGCACGGCCAAGAUCGGCGCCCUCCUCCCCAACCUCGCCAGCUUCCGCCUCGCCUACUCGCUGUCGGCCGAGUCUCCACAGAGCCCCAUGAACGCCGACGAGAUGGAUCACCUGCUCGAUCAAGCUGAUAAGAUGGAUCUCCUCGACCUCCUCGCGCUCGAAGCUCUUCAGUAGCUGGUUUUGCAGAACCACUCAGGUUAUUUUGGAUAGGAGAAUUGAGAAGAUGAUGGAAGAGUUUACAUGUUCAAAUCAAACAAGGAAAUUUUGAAUCAGUAGGGGAUGAUAACCUGUAGCAGGAAAAAAUAGUUGAGGAAGUAGUCAAUUGUGUUGCAUCCA